This is a messenger RNA of Lachancea meyersii CBS 8951, 747 nucleotides long. Lineage: Eukaryota; Fungi; Ascomycota; Saccharomycetes; Saccharomycetales; Saccharomycetaceae. The record is from the annotation of a GenBank genome assembly.
AUGACGAUCCAGAGGAACGCACACGUCGGGAAACUGGCUGUUAUGCAGCGAAAACCAAACCGCGAUUACGCUUUGGCGAUUUUGAAAGAUAUAGCGCACCAAGUGUCGCUGCUGAUGCGAGAGAACCACUUCAAAGUGGGCCAGCUAGUUGAAUUCUAUCCCAAAAACAAACGUUUGCUUGGCAUGAACGUGAACGGGGGCUCCAAAAUAAUGCUGCGAUUGCGGCAGCCGUUUGAUGAGGACCAGUUUUUGUCGCGGGAACAGAUCUUGGGCACCAUGCUUCACGAACUGGCGCACAACGUUUGUGGGCCACAUAAUGCUGCCUUUUACAGGAAACUCGAUGAACUAAUGGCUCGACAGUGGGUUAUCGAGCAACGUGGACUAUUUGACGGCUUCGUGGGACGCGGACGCAAGCUAGGUGCGCGGCCUCGUGCUAGAAUUCCAGGUUUCGUUUUGGGUGACAGCAGCAGCAACAACAACCGGGGAGUAAACGUCCUCGGUGGUGGUGAUGAUGGUAGUGGUAAUAGUGGACUUUCAGGCACUCUUGAAUCGAAACUGCGAAACUCUGCCAAAGAAAUGGCCGCUCUAGCUGCUCAGCAACGUGCCAAAGAUGCGCAAUGGUGCGGUAGAUCGAAAAUCGACGAAGAGCCCGAUAUCAAAGAGCUGGAAUUCAUUGAUCUCGACAGUGACGACGAACCUGGGUCGUCUGCCAGCUCCAAAGAGCCCGAGGUGAUCGAUUUGACUUAA